AGCCGCGCUGGCUCAGGCCGCGCCCUGGGCGAGCCCAGAAUGUCACGGACCCUUGCACCACGUGCCACGGCACGCCGUACAGCCCGCCCGCUCGCCUCCCCUUUUUUCUCGAUGCGACGCUUUCAUGCCAUCUCGGUUACUGGCCAGUGUGUGCGGGCUGCCAUUUUCAUGCCUUAGAGCUAAAUUCAGUACUGGGGGUCCGUCUACGCCUGGCAGUCCUUCUGAUGUUUCUUGGCCUCGAUGGAGCGCACGGGACUCCGUCGCUCCUUCGCGAACGAGGUCAUACAGAUCGCCAACGACGCUCGGCAUGCCCGCUUCCGCUGCCCAUGGCCACUGUGCCGUUAGAAGAGACGACAGUCGGAGUCUCUCGUAAAUUAAUAUUAUCAUUGGCCUCGCGGCAGGGUGCAAUUUCCAGAGGCGGAGUUGGCACGCGCAUGUUCGCGCACUCUUCCUCUAACGGCGCGCACCCAGCUCUCGCACCACAUGGAGCACUUGCAGCGCGACCUCAACAUCAGCAUGAUUGCCUUCCAGAGCGCCAUGGGGAGUGAGUCGGACAUGCAGUUCGACGACGUGUUCUGGCCUCUUGCCACAACAUGGCGGACGUGCGGACCCAAGUUUCGGACCCUCGGCGAAAGCUCGCGCUUGCUCAGCAGACCACGCUGAGCGACAUCCCGCACGACAAGGGCGUCCUCCACAAGGUCAGCCCCCAGGUGGACGUGGUCUAGCCUAAAAUGUCUGCUGGCGCCUCCUCCCGCUCGACGGCAGCGCCCCGCCAGGCAGCCGCAGGCGCAGGCGUCUUCCUGCGCGGCCUGCUCUUCGGCGCAGCAGCAGACGCAACGCGACGACAUCGGAGAGGAGAGCGAACUCCAGAGGUGCCGGACGCUCAUCGCUGAGAGGCAUGGUGAUCGAUUGCGCGGAGAGGCGCGGACUGGGGAUGGUCCCGUGCUGGGCCAGUUUCUUUUUCCAGCACCUGAACCUGCGCGUGAGACCGGUCGAGCGGCGCACGGUCGGCCACCUAUUGCCAGGCAUUUUCGGAAAAAUGGCCGAAGUCGUAGACUCGGCUGUGGACUCCGAAGGAGCUGGAUCAGAUGACGACGACGUCGGAAGUGCGGCAGUAGGAGCAACGUGGAACGCCCAAGCCGACCUCGAGGACAGCGAGCUGACGUCGGACUGGCUGGUCCUGGGCCACGCGGACGCCAUCGCACAGCCCAGAACCAGGGCAUGGGCCCCAGUUCGGCGCGAGAGGACUGCGGAAGAUGGAGCUGCGGCGCGACGGCGCGGCUCUUGGCUGCGAUCGUGCUCCCUGCCCUCGCGAGCGGGGCGGACGCCUGCCUGGCCGAGCUCCUGCGCCUCGCCAAGGCGGGCGCGGCUAUUGAAGCUGCCAUCCUCGAGGCGUGCCUGGCUUCGGACUGGCAGCGCAAGAACUCUGACGCCCUCGUCCGCGCGAUGCCCUACCCACGCCUAAAGCCGUAAGGUUCGAGGCGGGGAGUCCAC
Molecule: messenger RNA, 1494 nt
Organism: Prorocentrum cordatum
Lineage: Eukaryota; Dinophyceae; Prorocentrales; Prorocentraceae
Source: the annotation of a GenBank genome assembly